AUGGGUUUGCAAAUGCGCAAUCUUCUUUCUGACAUGUUGUCAGAUAGCACACUCUGGUGCCGGAAAGCUGCACCAAGUGCUGCAACAGGUUCACAGGACGAGCGGGCUUCCAUCUUUGUCACAGCGGCGACACCUUCUUGGCCUGCUACUACACAUCCGUCCACUUGUCCAAAGGCCUCGUCGCAUUUGUCGCACGCACCAGUCUCCAGCUUUUUCGCUUCGUCCGAGGAGAAAGAUCUCGUCGCAGCACCAUUAUCAUCGCAAUGUCGUCGACCACAACGACCUCAAAAAGGCCGUCGGUUGGCGAAUUUGCACAGAGCAGGUCAACGUAGGACCACAGCCUUCGGCUCCUCGUCACCGUCCCUCAUUGCGGGGCACAGCAAAGCCACAUCCAGGAAGAAAACACGAGCCGCGACGAGCUUUCUGCCGGAAUUCAUCACCGACUUGCUCGGCGGGAAGCCGGACAUGGGAGACUUGCAAUCGAUCAUGGACGGGGAGAUGUCGAAGUACAUGAACCCGGGCGGCGGCUUCCCCCCCGGGUUUCCCGGCGGGGACAGCGACGUGAUCAUUCCGGAUCCCUACAGCUUUCGGACCUGCCACCGCCAGUCCUUCACGAACUGCGACUACCACUACGAGAUUUGGGGCACGAAGUUCAAGUGCGACGGCCCGAACAAGGAGCGGUGUCGGCCGCUCGCGCCCGUCUGCUACGAUUCCAUCGUGGAGCGGAAGCGGAAAGACGCGCCGGCGGGGGGCAACGACCCGGAGCACACCGCGGACAUCAUGCAAGACGACCGGUGGAACAAGCUCUGGUACAUACGGGACCCGCGGCUCGGGUUCUACGCGAACAGCCUGAUGCUCAUCAACCACAGCUACAAAAACACCAAAAACCGGCUGUUCGAGGAGGUCCGGGACGCGUGGAUGAGUAAAGUGAGGCCCUUUCCGGUGUUGUUUCAGAAGUUUGACUGCACCGACCCGAAAGUGUACGACGAAAUUUGCAAGCACGGCGGCGUGCCGCUGCACGAAGACUCGCUCGCGUUGACGAAACUCGACGGCGAGCACCUGCAGCACCACUGGAAGCGGUUCGUCGUGCCAUUGCGGAAAGUGAAGCCGAUUGUCAGAUUAUUCUACGACUCGCACGACAAAGGGAGUUUGGCGAAGGCUUUCGAGGACUUCCACGAUGCGGUGGAGGAGACGACGGUGAUGGUGCCCGGGAAGCCAGGGGAGUACCUGAAAACAGAGGAACCGGUUUUGAUGGCGUGAUGGAAAUCGCGAGUGUGGUUGUGUCAAAGACACCGAUCGCUGUUUCUGUAUGAUAUUGACGCAUCUAUAACUUGAACGCAAAAUGAGAAGUACGGCCUCGUACAUGCACUACGUUUCGCUUUUGGCGGUACCCACAGAUACUGGAAAGCCACUGCAGCUGUUACUGUGCUAGUGCGCUUUUCAGCGAGACAAUGCAGCAACCAUGGCUGUCAGGACGAGGAUGGAGAAGCGUCUUUUCUCCCCCUGUUCGAACUGCAGAC
Amoebophrya sp. A120 is the source of this 1520-nucleotide messenger RNA. NCBI's taxonomy places the organism in Eukaryota, Dinophyceae, Syndiniales, Amoebophryaceae. The record is from the annotation of a GenBank genome assembly.